CCUCAGCAUCGUCCUCCUCACCAGGCAAGCCUCAGCAACUCUCCGCUCCUCCACCAAUGGCAAGCUCUCACACUCGUCCCUCCCUCGCUCAGCAGCAAGCCUCACUCGUCCCUCCUCACCAGCAAGCCUCAGCACUCGUCCCUCCCUCCUC
Priapulus caudatus is the source of this 151-nucleotide messenger RNA. RefSeq lists its product as uncharacterized. The transcript has 2 exons. The record is from RefSeq and is a predicted model, not a curated record. Lineage: Eukaryota; Metazoa; Priapulida; Priapulimorpha; Priapulimorphida; Priapulidae. The annotation marks the transcript as partial.